GUGGGAGAGAGAUAAUCAUCAAUUUUUCCAGGCAAAAAGCUUCGAUUUUGAACCAUAUAAAUCAUCUCCCAUGGCGGAAAUCGAAGUCUUUAACUAAAGAAGAAGAAGAAGAUAAAGCUUUGUAAUUUAUAGAAUGGCGUGUGUAUCGACAUGCUUGAUUCUCUCCCCUAGGUUAACUCAAGUGGGUUUAUCAUCAAAGAAGCCUUUUUUGAUUCGGCUCAGAUCUCCUGUUGAUCGUUACUCUUUUCCCAGAAUGUUAACGGAGAGGUGUUUGAGCACUCGUCGGAAGUUUAAUCGCCAUGGAAUCGCUGUGGUGAAGGCUGCGAGUUUAGAUAAGGUUAGCGGCGCAAUCAAACCAGGUGGAUUGGUGGAGAGUGACAAGUUGCCGACUGAUGUACGGAAACGAGCGAUGGAUGCGGUAGAUGAGUGUGGCCGGAGAGUAACUGUUGGUGAUGUUGCUAGUAGAGGUGGCUUGAAGGUUACUGAAGCUCAGACAGCUCUUCAAGCUAUAGCGGCUGAUACUGAUGGGUUUUUGGAGGUGUCGGAUGAAGGUGAUGUGCUUUAUGUUUUCCCAAGGGACUAUCGAACUAAGUUGGCUGCCAAGUCGUUAAGGAUACAAAUUGAACCAUUCCUUGAAAAGGCAAAGGGUGCUGUAGAUUAUUUGGCUCGUGUUUCCUUUGGCACGGCGCUUAUAGCGUCUAUCGUUAUUGUCUACACGUCAAUUAUAGCCCUGCUUUCAAGCAAAAGCGAGGAUGAUAAUCGUCAAAGAAGACGCGGGCGCAGUUAUGAUUCAGGAUUCAAUUUCUAUAUCAACCCUGUCGAUCUGCUUUGGUACUGGGAUCCCAAUUAUUACAACAGGCGACGAGCUCGAGAAGAUGAAGGAAAGGGAAUGAAUUUCAUUGAAUCUGUUUUCUCGUUUGUAUUUGGAGAUGGAGACCCAAAUCAAGGAAUCGAAGAAGAGAGAUGGCAGAUGAUUGGGCAGUAUAUAACAUCUAGAGGAGGUGUUGUUGCCGCUGAUGAACUUGCUCCAUACCUUGAUGUGCCAUCUUCAAAGAGUGCUAUGAACGAUGAAUCCUACAUUCUACCUGUUCUUCUUCGGUUUGAUGGUCAACCUGAGUUGGAUGAAGAGGGAAAUAUUUUGUAUUGUUUUCCGUCCCUGCAACGUACAGCUUCUGGAUCUAGUAGACGAAAAGAAUAUGUGGGAAAAUGGUUUGACUGGGUUGCAGAUAUGGAGAAAUUCUUCAAGGAGAAAAAAUGGCAAUUUAGUAAAACAAGUACAUCUGAGAGAGCACUGGUCAUUGGCCUAGGUGCGGUUAAUCUCUUUGGUGUUAUUGUUCUAAACACAUUGCUAAACGAGAUGUCUGUCAGGCCAGGUGGAUUUCUUACAUUUGUUAAGAACAUAUAUCCACUACUUCAGGUAUGAUUUAGUUUCUGUUCAUAUGGCAAACUACUAUCAUUAAAUUGUUUCCUCAUUCUGGUUCUUCCUAUUCGCUUUAAACAUGAAUCUUAUGGGAGUUUCUAAGCAUGAUUACUGACACAAACAAGUUCUUAAUAGAUUUUAUUUUCGUAAUCCAGAUGACUGGUCUUUGUUUGAAACUUUUUGACUAAUUAUAUUGAUCUCAUUCAUGACUGUGCAAACGACUAUUCAGAUAUACGCAGGUUCAUUCUUUACCAUCCCUUUGAUUCGGUGGUUUUCAAUCAAGAGAAAGAAUAAUCAGAUAGAGAACAGAAACAAAGCUCGGCUACAAUUUGCUCGAGCACUUGAAUCUCCAGAUAUCGCACUACGGCGUAAGCUACUUAGUGCAAGGGAUAUGGCUCAAAAAACAGUCAUAGGGAAGGAUCGGAUCGUGUACAGUACAGAUAGAGAUAUGAUGGAACAAAACUAUGAGACAGACGAAUGGGACAGGAGAUUCAAAGAGUUAGAAAAAUCGGAUUGAAAUGUGAAAUCUGGGACUUGUGACCUUUUGCUGUUAUAUGCUAAGUUACGUAGCAGCUCACACAUCAUCCGCAACACAGAAUUUUCCCAACAACGUAAAAACAUUCAUGGACGCUGGAGUUAAAGCGGAUGACACAAGCCAUGGCACAUACUGUUUAGACAUUCUUCCUCUCUCUGAGACAGAAAAUAACUGGUUUAUAGAGGUCUCUUAAGCUCUAGUGGUAAUAGACCAUUUUGUGAUGCUCCGUAACACAACAAGCUUGGUCUUGUUUAAAUCAUCCAGGAGAUCCAAGUAUUGCUUGUUCCUGAGAGUUACUACAAAUGCAACAAUAGAUUAUGUACAUUAAUUUGUAUAUACGAAAGUCCAAAUUCUUGCUCAUAAGAAUGAAUGUUCAAUGUAUUAUCUUCCUCUUCACUUUCUA
Molecule: messenger RNA, 2358 nt
Organism: Arabidopsis thaliana (thale cress)
Lineage: Eukaryota; Viridiplantae; Streptophyta; Magnoliopsida; Brassicales; Brassicaceae
Product: Iron-sulfur cluster biosynthesis family protein
Exons: 13
Coding region: 134-1423 (429 amino acids)
Cellular component (GO): chloroplast membrane
Source: RefSeq, marked reviewed